AUGGCCACAGUCGACCAAAAGAUGAUUCAUACUUAUGGAGAUAACGGAAGGAUGGCCAGGCUGGACAAGCUGACGUCACUCUGUCCACUCCCAGUGCUGACAGCCUACUGGACACCGCCUCCUGCCUGGCCGCGGCGCAUCUUUGACACCAGAUUCUCCGCCAUCACCAUGAACCGAGCCUUCUGGCUCAUCACGUCGACCAUCUUGCUGCUCUACUUUCUCAUCAUGGAUAUUUUUCUGUUUACCCGCUACCGGUCGGUGAAUCUUGUGAACGAAGCCAAAAUCGGAGAUCGGAGUGAAGUCUACAGUCCUUUUACACAUCUGACAGUGAAAGCAAUUAUCAGUGAUCACCUUCGACAUUACUUUUUCACGCCAACAGCGGAAUAUUUCAACACAGUCACCAGUUUCGCAACAGUUUUCAGCUUCAUCUCCCCAAAUAUGGUAUCAAUAUUUCAUCUAGUGUGCGCUUUCAUUUCAGGCAAAUUCAUAGCUUCAGAAAACCUUAAUGACCGAAGAAUAGGAGUUGUACUGUACUUUUUCAGAACAUGGUUAGAUUCUUUAGAUGGAAUUGUAUACCGGACUCAAGCAGGUCGACAUUUACAGUACAACUCUGUAUAUUCCAGCUUUGGUUACUUCGUUGAUGCCUUUUUCGACACCCUAGGAGGUAUCUUUCUGUCUGUCGGGGUUUUGUUUUAUUUAUUCAAACGUUUUGGCUCCGACGCAUCGGCCAAUCUUCCUGUGUGGAUGAAGAUUUCAGACUCUUCCGCCGUCGCUCAUCCACUGACCAACGGGCAUGCUGUCGGGAGCAAGAGAGAGACAUACAGCUACCGCUACCUGUUUCUGAAGGUAUUAAGUUAUGGGAUCGCCUUGGCGGUAGCUGGGAUCUGCUGGGAUCGUGCUGUUAAAGGAUUUUCUGAAGUAUUUCAGGUGCAGAUCGAUGAUCCUUCCUUAUCGGUACUGCAGUUCGAGACCAGCCACUCCUACUUCACCUUGCUCCUCUUCUUCAUCUGGAGGUUCAUCAGUGGCCAGACGGUGUUAAAUUAUUUGUUGAUCGCUAUCUACAUGGACAAAAUCUGGGAAUUCCUCAAGUGCACUCAGUGGGUAUUAUUGCUCAUCACGCUUCCUCUGUACACAGUAACAGUUAUUUAUUUACAAAAUAUACACAAUAAGCUCAGAGUAUGA
Candidula unifasciata is the source of this 1182-nucleotide messenger RNA. The record is from the annotation of a GenBank genome assembly. Lineage: Eukaryota; Metazoa; Mollusca; Gastropoda; Stylommatophora; Geomitridae.